Arabidopsis thaliana (thale cress) is the source of this 2785-nucleotide messenger RNA. RefSeq names its product cation/H+ exchanger 6B (gene CHX6B). Gene Ontology annotation, molecular function: antiporter activity. NCBI's taxonomy places the organism in Eukaryota, Viridiplantae, Streptophyta, Magnoliopsida, Brassicales, Brassicaceae. Gene Ontology annotation, cellular component: membrane. Bases 72 to 2462 code for a protein of 796 amino acids. The record is from RefSeq and is marked reviewed. The transcript is spliced from 4 exons. Gene Ontology annotation, biological process: transmembrane transport; proton transmembrane transport; monoatomic cation transport.
CUGCAAAAUCUUUUCAUUGUCAAUUUUUUUUUUUGUUCUUUUUGGUUUUACGUAGACAAGAUUUGUCCCAAAUGGAUGCAGAAAAUGCGACUUGGCGCAAAGAGUUCAUGUGGAACAACGAUGAGAAAAGAGCAGAGAUGGGGACGAAGAUGUUUUGCGAUGUAAGUCCACAUAUAAUGUUGAACUCACAUGGCGUUGCAGAGAAAAUGGCUUCCGGAUCUAAGGGAAUGGAUUUUUGGGAGUACCCUCUUCCACAAUUGGAGAUCAUUAUUCUCUCCAUAUUCCUAUUAUGGCGUUUAUUUGAUAUGUUGUUCAAGAAGUUAGGUGUUCCUAUCCCCAAGUUCACCUCCAUGAUGCUUGUCGGAGCAGUCUUAAGUGAGAUGUUUGGAUCUAUGCAAAUACCAUGUUUAAAGCAUAUAUUUAUCCAUUAUAACCAGUAUAUGACAAAGGUUCCUGAUACUAUAGGCGCAUUUGCUUUUGUCCUAGAUUGGUUUCUAAGGGGAGUGACUACAGAUGUUGGAAUAAUGAAAAAGUCAGGAACUAAGAGUGUUGUAAUUGGGAUCACCUCAAUGAUCAUCCCAUGGCAAAUAGGAAAACUCCUUUAUUCAUCUAGAGAGAAAUCAAGUAUUCUGACCAUGACAGAAAUGGAGUAUACCGUAAUGACAUUCACAAUGAGCAUGACGCCUUUCACUUGCGUCAACAUGUUGCUUACUGACCUCAAGAUAGUUCACACUGAUUUCGGCCAAAUAGCUCAGUCAGCGGGAAUGGUAACAGAUUUGCUUGCCUUUUUCUUGACUGUAUCGGCUUACGUUAGCCGUGAUGAAACUCAAGGAGUGAAAAUGGGAUUAGCUUUUAUGGCAUUCUUUAUUUUUGUGUACCUUGUGCGACAAUUUAUGCUUUGGGUUAUAAGACAUACGCCAGAAGGAGCCCCGGUGAAGAACGUCUAUCUCUACAUUGGUCUCUUGCUUGCUUACUUAUCUUAUCUUUAUUGGAGCCGCUUCUUAUUCUUCGGACCGCUAGGGGCAUUUGCUCUUGGUUUGGCUGUCCCUAACGGGCCGCCAUUAGGAUCAGUAUUUAUACAAAAAUUCGAUAGCUUCAACGAGGGCAUUUUUUUACCCCUCUUUGGAUCACUUAGCAUGAUCAAACUAGAUUGGUCAUUUCUACGAAAGGAGUUUGGAAAUGGAAGGCAUCUCCAUGGACAUAUGUACGAGUGUUUUUCCUUCCUUCCCAUCGUAUACAUAGCGAAAUUCGCUACUUCGUUUUUAGCCGCCUUAGCUACAAAGAUACCUUUGAGAGACUCAAUUAUCCUAGGUGUCAUUAUGGGCACCAAGAGUAGUUUCGAGUUGGGUUACGUACUUACAGCCUUCGAAAAAGACAGGAUUAGUCUGGAGGUCUUGUCGCUCCUGGGCGUAUACAUUCUCGUAAACUCUUUGUUAACACCAAUGGCUAUACAUUUCCUGUAUGACCGGUCUAAGAGAUUUGUGUGUUACGGAAGAAGAAACUUGAAAGAGAAGCCAGAAAUGCAAACGCUGGUGUGCAUCAACAAGCCUGACAACAUAACAUCGAUGAUUAGCCUUCUUAGAGCAACUUCCCCAUCUAAAGACUCUCCAAUGGAAUGUUGUGUUCUUCACCUAAUAGAGUUAUUGGGUCAAGCUACUCCCACGUUUAUCUCCCACCAGCUUCAAAAACCAAAGCCUGGAAGUCGGUCUUAUUCCGAAAAUGUCAUAAGCUCUUUCCAACUGUUUCAAGAGGUUUAUUGGGACUCCGCUUCCAUAAACAUGUUCACGUCUUUAACUUCCGCUAAAGAGAUGCAUGAACAAAUAUGUUGGUUUGCUCUUAGUCAAGGUUCCAAUCUUAUUCUCCUCUCGUUUCACCGCACUUGGGAGCCUAACGGAAAUGUCAUUAUCUCAGACGAUCAAACCCUAAGAAGUCUUAAUCUUAAUGUUCUGAAACGCGCCCCUUGUUCUGUCGGAAUCUUUGUUUAUCGCAAACCAAUUUGGCAAACCAAAGCCCUAGAAUCUCCGUGCCGUGUGUGCUUGAUUUACGUGGGUGGGAAUGACGACAAAGAGGCCCUGGCAUUAGCUGACCACAUGAGAGGUAACCAACAAGUGAUUCUAACGGUCUUGCGUCUGAUCCCUACGUCUUAUGCCGAUGAGAGUAGCUUGAGGAUUCAUAGCCAAAUGGUAGACAUGAACCGUCAUGAAGACCAAAGGCCUGGAGAUAAGUCAACCAUCAUUGACUGGACGGUGGGAGAUGGCACAGAGACAUCCAAAAUUUUGCACUCCGUGUCUUACGACUAUGAUCUAUUCAUAGUCGGUCGAAGAAGUGGGGUUGGUACUACAGUCACCAGAGGACUCGGGGAUUGGAUGGAAUUCGAAGAACUUGGAGUCAUUGGAGAUUUGUUAGCAUCUGAAUAUUUUCCUUCUAGAGCCUCCGUGUUAGUCGUCCAACAACAAGAGUGAGAAGCAUUUAUCCUGAAAUUGAGUUAGCUUCAAUCUUGGUUUAUUUUCCUUAUUGAAAUUAAGAUCCUUUACAAACAAAGUGUAACGGAUCUUAUAGGAAGCACACAAUAGAUUUUUUUGUGUUGUAAGGACUACAAAACACAUGUUCAUCAUUCAUGUAUAGGGGAGAAAUACAUAUACUAGGUGAUGAGAAGGUAAAUCAUCGAUCCCACAAAUUAACAGGCGGAUUUAGUGAAGAAAUACAGGGUGCAUGUGCAACCACUAAAUUAUUGAAAUAUGUGUUUUAUUUUAAUUCUACACUAAGAUUUGUAUCCUAAUUGGCC